UUGCACUUUCUCCCUCUCCCUCUCGCUCUCUCUCUCUCUCUCUCUGCAAAUUCUCGUUUUUUAUUAUUUUCAUUUUAUUUUACUAAUUAUAUUAUUGAAGCUUCCAACAAUUUACUUCACUUGCCAAAAAAUUUGAACCUGCGAACACCCGAAUCCGAAAUGGCGGUGGAAACUGGCGGCGCCACCAUCAUAGUAGCCACCUCUCCAUUUAAGCCUAGAACCGAUAAUAGCCUGCGUGAUUUUGGUGAAGCUGAGAAAAUGCACAAGGUAUAUGAGAACCAAGCUAUUAAGAGGCAGAAGUUGGAAGGAGGCAAAGCUAGACAGAUUCUGUAUGUGGAACCUCAAAAUUUGCCUCGUAAGUUGCCAUUGGGUGUGACCAAUGGCAACACAAACAUAUCUUCAAGUAAUAGUAAAAUGCAGAUAAAUGCCGUGAAGGGAAGUGCUGCUCAGAAACAGAUGAAACCAAGGCCUAAAGAUCCUGGAUUCAAGACAGAUCAGGCUGUUGCCUCAGCAAGUGUAAGGAGUACUACUGAUCUUGAUCAAGAAAUGGUUCCUAGAAUGCCAAAAUUCAAGGCUCAACCACUGAAUAAGAAGGAGAAUCCAUGGAAACCUGUUCUUACAGAGCCUAAAACACCUACAUUUCAGACAUCACUACGUGCCCGGCCACAAAAGAUGAAAAGUUCAGUAGAAUUAGAGCUAGAAAAGCUUGCAAGAAAACCCAAAUUUAAGGCAAGGCCUCUAAAUAAGAAGAUCUUUGAAAGUAAAGGAGACAUUGGACUACACUAUCAUGCCAAGAAACAAGUCACUGUACCUCAAGAAUUUCACUUUGCAACAAAUGACAGGAUUCCACCACCUGCCAUGGCUGAUUUGUCUGAUUUGUUUUAUUUUAGGUCUGAAAGUACUUGUAAAAACAAACCAGUUACCAGAAACACAAUUCCAAAGCCAUUCCAUCUCCACACUGAGGAGAGAGGUGACCGGAAAGAGAAGAAACAUCAUAUGGAACUUCUGCAUAAGCCAUACCCUUAUACCAAUGACUAUCCUCAAGAAUCUCAAAAACUUGAAUCUAAGCAGUGCACUAAACCAGAACCAUUCCAAUUGGACUCCCUAGUUAGACAUGAGAUAGAACUGCAACAAGAAAUGGAGGAACAACUAAUGGUGAAGAGAGAAGAGGAUCCAUUCCCAGUUACAGAUAAAGUUCGUAAACCCCUUACCCAAGUUCAAGAGUUCAGUCUACAUUCGGAGAAUUGGGCUAUGUCUAAAGCCCAAUUUAAUGAGAAGAGAGAGGAAGAAAAGGCACUGAAUCAUCUGACAAGGUCAAUGGUUUCUCAUGUGAUGCCAACUCCAAAAUUUGACCAUCCUUUCUUUCCCAAUAACAAUAGGUCUGCUAAGGAUACAACAAAUCCCGAGUCGCCAAAUUUGCAUGUAGCCAAAAACAAGAUAUCAAAUGCCAUUGUAGUUUCAAGUCCUGCUGCCACCAUGAGAUGAUGGAGAGAGCAUCUAGUAGACGUGAAUUUGACAACAAUUUCAAAUUCUAGUGUCAUAUCAGUUUGUAAUAUAUCUUAAUUAAUGUUCCCAAAUACAAAAUACCAAUCAUUUUCUCAUUAAAAUAUUCAU
This is a messenger RNA of Arachis stenosperma, 1614 nucleotides long. Its product is annotated as protein TPX2-like. Gene Ontology annotation, cellular component: nuclear microtubule; mitotic spindle. NCBI's taxonomy places the organism in Eukaryota, Viridiplantae, Streptophyta, Magnoliopsida, Fabales, Fabaceae. Gene Ontology annotation, molecular function: microtubule binding; protein kinase activator activity. The transcript is spliced from 13 exons. The record is from RefSeq and is a predicted model, not a curated record. Gene Ontology annotation, biological process: regulation of mitotic spindle organization; mitotic spindle assembly; activation of protein kinase activity. The coding region runs from base 160 to 1485 and encodes 441 amino acids.